Messenger RNA from Owenia fusiformis, 2036 nucleotides. Lineage: Eukaryota; Metazoa; Annelida; Polychaeta; Sabellida; Oweniidae. The record is from the annotation of a GenBank genome assembly.
UUAACUGUCCAACAUGAGGUUUAAAAUGAGACUGUUUGUUGCCAUUUUUACGAUAUGUUUUUUAUUUAAUUUUCAUACUUGGAACUAUCUUUCAUACUUUUCUACAACAGUUGAAUCGGGCGAUUAUCAAGACAAACAUGAUAAGAUGGAAAACACUGCGUUCAAUAAGACGCAUGUUGUCAUCGAUAAACUGUUGUUCUUUAAGUUAGUGCGCAGCUAUGAAACUGGAAAACUAAUGAAAAGAAUGACAAAACAAAGUGGAAUGGCCAGUGGAAAGGGACAGGAACCAAGAUUGGAUGGUUUUGAUACAAACGAUCCUAGUAAAAAUGGAAGAACGAUGUUAAAGAAAGGCCGACCGAUAUUCUUUCUUAAAACGCACAAGACGGGGAGCUCGACAAUCCAGAAUAUACUCAUGAGAUACGCCGAUAGGCAUAACCUGACAUUAGCAUUACCGUCAAAACCUUCUUCAUAUCAUUUUAAGUACUGGCACCCUUUUCAGAAUGACAGCGUCAUUCCUCUGGUAUCGCCAAAUGGUACUUAUGACAUCAUGUGCCAUCAUUUGGUGUACAGUGAGGAAGUUAAAUAUAUCAUGCCAAAGGAUGCAUAUUUUCUUACUAUACUACGAGAGCCAAAAAGCCUUUUCGUUUCCUCGUAUAACUUCUUUGGAAUUGGUGGACAUAACUGCAACCGUACAGCAAAUGAAUUUGUAGAGAGAUCCAUCCCUGAUGAGGUGCCACAAAAAAGCUCGUUUCGAACACUCAAGUCCAACUAUUCCAAGUGUGGUCCGGGGCAAUGGGUGCGUCAUGGCGUUCUUUACGACGCAGGGCUAUCUUAUGACGAAAUUGAUAAUCGAACAAGAUUGAAUGAUAUUAUCCAAAACUUCGAUAAGGAAUUUGAUUUUGUAAUGUUGCUAGAAUAUAUUGAUGAAUGUUUAGUCAUGCUCAAGAAUCAGUUCGGUUGGACGGUGGAAGACAUCCUUUACAUAAAGCAGAACGAAGCCUCGUCUUCUAAUAAGACGCUUCAAUAUCUAUCACAACAGUCAAAGAAAAAGCUAGAUGAAUAUAUGUAUCAAGAACACGUCAUGUAUGACUAUUUCAAUGCAAGCUUUUGGCGCAGGGUAGAUGAAUACGGACGGCAACGUUUAGCAAAAGAAGUAGACCUAUUUCGACAGCUAAAUUCAGAAAUUGGCAAGUCAUGUAUUAGCCACCGCACAGACAGAGAUAAUGUAACUGAUAGUUUAUUAAAACCAUGCUGCAAAGGACUCAAGGGAUAUGUUUUGAAUCCAGCCAAACGCCACGACUGGAUGUGCCGUCGUUUAGCGGCAGCCGAAUGGGCGUACACAGACUUACUGAGGAACAAAAUGGAAUUACGCAAAGUAAUUCGACCGAAGUUACGAAAUUAAGUAACAUAGAGUAACUCGCACAGGUUUUUAAAGAUCUAGAUGACCACCGAAAAAAUUGAUGAAGUUGGAAAGCUCUUGUUCUGUUGAUUAAAUCUGCGUCAAAACUAAUUUGAGACGAGCUGAGAAGGCUGAUGUAAUGGCAUACUGUAAUGCUAUCCUCAAUAUACAGAUUUUCUUUUCAUUAAUAGGCCUUAACCCAGGGACUGGACUGAUGAACCCCCUCCCUGUCACAUCGAACGCAAUUGAUAAUUCCGCAGAACAAGAAAUAACAUUUCUAGACGUUUGUACAUACAAACAUUCAUAGUAGUUUCUCCUCUAGAUCUUUUCUCUUUUGUCCCCUGUCCAUUUCGUCUUCGUUACUCGUUUCAUCAAAAAUUUUCCUUGGCAUUGGUCAGGGAAUUGUUGAACACUCCCCUGACAAUAUAUUUAUUGUUGGCAACUUUAGAGAUGAGCGCAUCGGCAGUCCAUACAGUCGCCUUUCUGUCAUUGUACUGUGAAAGAAAUAUGCAGCAAAGACGAGAUGUAAGUGGUGCUGGGCAAAGUGGUACUUCUACAACAAAACAGUAUUAAUUUUAAAGGGAGAAAAUAACUAAGCAAGAUUUGUUAGACGACCCCGAAUCACUUGCCCCGAAAU